Westerdykella ornata is the source of this 2142-nucleotide messenger RNA. RefSeq names its product DUF1613-domain-containing protein. The record is from RefSeq and is a predicted model, not a curated record. The coding region runs from base 218 to 2089 and encodes 623 amino acids. The transcript has 2 exons. Gene Ontology annotation, molecular function: tRNA (uridine) methyltransferase activity. Lineage: Eukaryota; Fungi; Ascomycota; Dothideomycetes; Pleosporales; Sporormiaceae. Gene Ontology annotation, biological process: tRNA methylation.
CACAACCUCCAACAAGUAAGACACCGCCCCCCACGGGAUUAUGCAGCACCUGAUUCCGUGAAAGAGUUGUGAUCUGGUUUACGCCAAGUUUGCUACUUCAAUCGACUGCAACUGGAGCUUCCAUAUGGAGAAGGAUGACGGCAGGAGCUCUUCCUGUCAAGAAAAUGAAGAUGACCAGGCCGCGCCGCCCUCGCCAUCUCCUUCAUUACCUAACUUAAUGGCUUCAGCCGAGACACAUCCAUCCGCAUGCUCUGCAACUCCGAAUGGUGAAAAGUUCCAGCCCUUCGAUUCCAAUACCGCACCUCAGAUCGAAACCGGCCUGCCCCCUGAACUUUGGACCCUCAUUAACUCUGUCCCGGCCACUUUUCCCCCACAGUACUUCCUCGAGGUCUCUCGUAAUCUUCUCGAGAAUCCCAACUUGACAGCGUCAUAUCUUUCUCGGGCAGAGCUCUCGUACUCCAGUUUCACAGACGCUUCUUACAACCCCGCUGCCCAGCAUCCUCAUGAUCUAGCGCGCAUCAUCAAGCACCUGAAACCCGACCACCAGCCAUUGCUCGUUCCAGGAGGAUUUCCCGGAUACGCACUCGAAUGGACCGUAGUCCGCAAGCUCAUACCACGAAACCCAAAGCUUGAUGCACCCUUAUUGCAGACAUGCCACUUGUUCAUCUCCCACGAACCCAUCAACAUCACCAAUCCGGAGUCAGGAACUACGGAGACUGUGAAGGCGGAAAGGUAUCUGGUAGUAUACAUACCACACGCGUCCACGCCUGAAGAAAUCCCCUUUUACCAUCCCACCGUCCGCCAACUCGCGAUCCUCUAUACCUGGCUCCCAUCCUCUCCCACGUCCGUCCCCAGCCCUGGCACCCUGUCCCUUUUCUACACCCUCUUCCAUUCCCACUCCCUCACAACUCGUCUCAGCCGGACCGCCCUCAAGAUGCUCGAGAUCAUACACAAGCACUCCCGUGGACGAAUGGCAGGUUACCAAAAGCGCGUGCAGCACGACGUCAUCAUCUCGCAGAAGCGGUUCCAAGAUCGCUAUGUGGAGCUCAAGGGGAAAUAUGCAAAGGAAUUGAUGGAGGGCUGGGUGGAGCAGACACCAGCAGAGAAGCACGUUUUUGAAGAUUUGGGGAUUGCGGCGUUCUUGAUCGAGGUGUGGGGGGAUAUGUAUGGUGCGGAUGGGGAAGAGGAGGGGAGCCGAAAGAGGGAUAGGAACGACGAAGGCGACGAGGAGUCUGAGAAACAGAGACAGGACGCAAGACGACUUCGUGCGCCGAGGAACUUCCCUGGUUUUGUGGAUAUCGGCUGUGGGAAUGGGCUACUCGUUUCUAUUCUCAAUCGCGAGGGAUGGCGAGGCUGGGGUUUCGACGCUCGAAGACGGAAAACAUGGGAUACGUUUGAUGUGGAGACUCAGGCGAAGUUGAAGGAGAUGUUGCUCGUGCCAGAGGCGCUGCGCACGUCUAGUACCCGUAAUGACACUGACGGGAAUGAACCAAGCGCCCCAACAGGCACUACAUCCCCAAACUCCGCAGUCACGUCUCACAACGGCAUCUUCCCGCCUGGCACGUUCAUCAUCUCCAACCACGCCGACGAACUUACGCUCUGGACUCCGCUAAUCGCACACCUCUCCUCCUCCCCCUUCCUCGCCAUUCCCUGUUGCAGUCAUGACUUUGGCGGAACCCGAUUCCGUGCCCGCUUUAAGACAACUGCUACUUCGUCUUCUUCGACUCCUUCUGCAGCUCCUUCUGAUCCCACUGCCACGAAGGAUACACAGAAGAAACUCCACCCCGGCAAACAACCCUCAGCUUACGCCUCCCUGUGCAGCUACCUCGCGUAUAUCGCUUCUGAAGUGGGCUACGUCCCAGAAAAGGAGUUCUUGCGGAUCCCUUCGACUCGGAAUGUUGCUAUCCUGGGUAGGAAGAGAGUGCAGUGGAGAAAAGAGGAGGAAGACACGGGUCUGGAAGAGAAACUGGAGUUCCUGAGGGGAUUAGUGGAGCAAGAGAUGCCGGAUUGCAGUAUUGAGCAAGUGUGGGCGCAGUGGGUGCGAAGGGGUGGCGGACUGGUAAAGGAGAAAAAGGGAGGUGGGCAUUAAGUUGCACUUGGAGUCAAUGGCACAGAAGUUUAGGAGGAAUUAAGCCUCUUCCC